UGGAAAUGGGAAUUACUUCCUAGUUUUGUUCAGGAAUCUUAAAGAAACUACAUACAAGCUUCAUAAAAUCUCGCCCUUCGACUGGGUUCUGAAAUCUUGACCAUACUCCCGAGUAUAACGUUUAUUGGCGCGCCACAAGGGUCAAUCUAUCGAAGGCGUUGUUAUUAUAAAACAUACAAAACCUAUACACUGUCGGUAGUUGAUGAAGAGAUGAAUUUACCUGACACACCGUGCCAUCGUGCGCACUGAAAAACAUUCGAACAUGAGUCAAGUUUCUACAAGAUGAGAAAAGAGAUCUAGAAAAUCUAAAUACACACCUUGAUUAGGGUUUAAGAUGGAGAAAACAUGGAAGUAUUCUUUGUUCAUGAAAAACCCAAAAGAAAGAGCAGGAGUGGUGUCCAGAUUAUCAUUUUGUUGGAUGAAUGGUAUCAUGAAAAUCGGCAGCAAGCGCAUCCUGGACGCGUGCGAUCUGUAUCCUUUGCUUGAUGAAGAUCGAUCCAAGGAACUAACUGAAAAACUUGACUUCUCUUGGAGCGAAGAGGUUAGGAAUUCCUACCUGAAAGGUCACGAAGCACGGCUAACUCGCGCGUUGAUGAAAAUCCUCUCGUGGAGCGAGUACGCGUUGAUGUUGUUCUCUUUAUUCAUUGGUGUAGCAUGUAAUAUUCUUCAACCUCUACUGCUUGGUUUGUUGUUAUCGCAAUUGCUUAUCGAAGAGGAUUACAGGAUGGAKCCUAUGGURUAUGUGUACUCAGGGGGGCUGUGUAUUAGUGCGUUCCUAAGGGCCGUGGUUAUGAACCAGUUUCAUGCAAAAGCACAGCUAUUGGGCAUGAGAUGGAGGUCUGCUACCGUUGGCUUGAUUUAUAAAAAGGCUUUAAGAAUGCGACAAAGAGAGAUGUCAAGCUUCCCCACCAAUCACGUCUUAGAUCUAGUGUCACGUGAUUGCCAGUGGUUUCAUCAAGUCUUUCUCAAAACGGGAUUCGUCGCGCAAGGCGUGCUGGAGAUCAUUGCUGUCACGGCGUUCCUAUGGCAACUARUUGACYUCCCCGCGGUGUCUGGYAUGGUGAUUAUCAUGUCUCUGAUUGGUUAUUACAUAGGAAUGUGGGAUGUCUGUGUGAAGUUAAGAGCYAGCAUAAGACAUUGGAUGGAGAAGAGAAUGGAGAUUAUUAGAAACAUUGUCGGUAAUUUGAGAGGUGUAAAGAUGAACGCAUGGGAAUGGUUGUAUAAGGACAGAGCAUUAAAGUUCAGAAGGAAAGAGAUGAGAGUUGUGCGUCAAAAAAGCGCAAUCCUUGUUUCGUUUGCUACACUUCUCUACACCAGUACUACAGUUGCAGUCUUUGURUCUUUGACGACUCUUGCGGUGACCAACGUCAGUCUUAAUGUCUACACCAUCUUCUUGACUGUAGUACUAAUAAGAAUGGUUCGACUAUCAUCGUCUUCAUUCUUUGCCUCSGCAAUYAACUACAUCAGCGAAUACUCCUCCUCAGUUUCUCGAAUUCAARCAUUCCUCCACGUGGAGGAGACUCCACCCUUGUCAACAAUYUCAAAGCCAUCGAAAUUAAAAAGAUCAAUCAAAUCGAGAUCUUUCCUUGAUUUAACGAAGACAGAAAUGUCAGAAUACAUAUCUACAGAGGACGUCAAUAAAAUACAGUCGAAUAUCAARAAAUCUGGCUCCUUACUUGACGUCCGUGCUUAUAAYGAUGAGUUUGCGAAYAAUAAUGGACACGAAGAGGCUCUYACAGCUUUUGUAUCYAGUAACAACAUGACCUGCUACUGGGAUAGCGAUAACAGACCUCCUGCGAUUACAAAUCUUACAUUCCGAGCUAAUGCUAAAGAGCUGACGCUGAUCAAUGGUCCCGCUGGGUGUGGCAAAACAUCGCUCCUUCUAGCCAUYUUAAGAGAGCUUCCUCCUCUAGAGGGUACAAUCAUCCAUGAUGGCAAGAUUGCGUAUGUUCCACAGAAUCCAAUGAUUUUUACAGAAUCAUUUCGCAAUAACAUCAUCUUUGGUAAAAGCUUCAAUCCCUUUAGAUACCAAGCUGUAAUCAACGCAUGCAAUCUGCAGAAACUCUUGGAAAAGCUCCCGGAUGGAGACUUGACAGUGAUUGGCUCACAGGCAGUACAACUGACCAAUGGACAGAGAGCGCGCAUUGGUCUUGCACGUGCAGCAUAUGCYGAUGCCGAUAUCUAUCUMCUUGACGACCCACUACGAUUUGUUCACCCCAAGACCGCUGAGCAGGUCUUUGAUAAGUGCAUUUGUGGUCUUUUAUCCAAAAGGCUUCGAAUUAUGGUAAGCCGACAAUUGCAGUAUGUUGAACGRGCUGAUCAGAUCCUUACAAUGAGAGGAGGGACGAUUAUAAAUGAGGUUACGUCACCGAUGUUGGGCUUCAAGCCUGCAAAGCUUCAUGGGGUUGGCUAUGGUGGACGAGUAAGGGAACUGGAAAAGACAAACAGUCUCUCUUCCAAUGACGAGUCAGAUAACUUAGUGAAAGUUGGAUGYCAUGAAAGUCCGUCAGACAACGAUGUUGUUCCCACCGUCAGAUGGCAGACGUAUUGGAAUUUCUUUAAAAUUGGAAUGUGGCGUCCUCUGCUCUUCUUGUGCCCUAUUUUGUUUCUCUUUAUUCAAGCUGCCCUGAUUGCACCAGAUGUAUGGUUACUGUACAUAAGUCACACCGACUACAACUUAAUGACCAGUGACCAAACGUGGUACUCGUACGCCGCUCUUGUGGUAACCUCUUUCCUUUUUGGCAUUCUGCGCGCCACAAUCUUUAUCUCAACUAUCUUGAAAUCAGCAGAGCAGCUUCAUACAAAUUUAAUGGAAGCARUUCUCAAGGGCCCUGCGGACUACUUUGAGUACAAUUCCAAGGAURCCAUGCUACAAUGUUUCUCAAAAGAUAUGACUUCAUUAGUUGAGUUGCUUCCUGGAGUWUUCCURGACGCAGUUCAAGGUGUCCUCUUUACGAUAUCCGCUGUCUUGUUGCCUUCAUUUCUUAACCCUUUGAUAUUUCUAUUUGCUAUUCCAAUUGUGAUUCUACUGGCUGCGUAUUGGGAGUUUUAUUUGAAGACCUCCAGGCAAAUAAAACUACUGGAAUCAGCCAAUCGAUUGCCGGUGAACAAACACUUUGCAGAAAUGAUGGAUGGCCAUCUUGUCAUCCGUACUCAWGAUAUGCAAGAAGGAUUUGUAGAAGAGAUGUACAGCUACCAAGACUCAUACAACCAAGCMGUCUGUUCAUCAGUAACGUGCGAGGCCUGGAUAGGAUUGAGGAUGGAUUUGUUGUGUGUAAUAUUCCUUGCCGUAGUUGUGUUUGGAGCACAUCUUAUGACCUURGGACCAGCUUUGACUGGCAUAUCACUGGUAUAUACUAUCCAAUUGGCUUGCGAGAUGUCAAUAUAUGGAGUCAAGAGAUGUUUUGACGUCGACGCUUACAUGAACUGUGUACAAAGAGUCAUGGGYUUAAGUAAGGUCGAACCUGAACCGGGUUACAAUAUCCCCACUCAACCACACGAGCCUUGGCCGAGUGCCGGUCAGAUAUGCUUCAAAAAUGUUUCUUUAACCUACAAAAAUGGCGCGAAAAAGGCUUUAAAAGAAAUGAGUAUCCUGAUUCACCCUCGWGAGAAGAUAGGCAUUGUGGGAAGAAAUGGRACAGGCAAAUCGUCAUUCAUAUAUGCAAUGUUUCGUAUGCCGGAGAUCAAGGGACAGAUUUUCAUUGACGACAUCGACGUCAAAGCAAUGAACUUACAGCGCAUGCGUCGAGGGAUUUCARUCAUCACAAAGGACCCUGUGAUAUUCUGCGGYAACGUWCGUUCCAAUGUUGAUCCGUUCWGUAAAUACACUGACAGGCAGAUCUGGGAAGUUCUUGAGAAGACACAUAUCCGUCCAUGGGUAGAAGCACUCCCAAAGCAGCUCUACCAAGACAUGGCCGAGUGCAGCUCAAAUCUUGGUACGAGCGAAAAACAACUGAUUUCCAUCGCGAGAGCUUUACUGUGCAAUACCAAAAUACUGGUCAUGGAUGAAGCUACRGCAGGCGUUGACUACAAAACAGACCGAUUGAUACAGGAGAUGAUACGGUCAAAGUUUAAGAAUAGUACAAUCAUCACCAUCCCAUAUCGACUCAGUACAAUUAUUGACUAUGAUCGUGUCUUGGUAUUGGAUAAUGGCCACAUUACYGAAUUUGAUAAACCAGAAAAAYUGCUGAAGAAAUCAGAUGGACUUUUCGCUCACCUCUACAGCAGUCAGUGUGCUCUUUGAUAGURCUUSAAUKAAUGGUUGAUUUGUCCUGUUGCUCAGUAUUGCUCUCAUAGCAAGAAACGAAACUUCGCAGCAUGGCAAUUUUGUCUAAUAUAUAUUGUAUAAAUUGAUUGGGACAUGCGCACUGUUUUACAACGAGUGCGCACAUUGUAGAAUGGAAAUAGAUSCAAUAAUCAUUGAACUGUUGUACUUAAAAGAUAUUAGAACAGAUAAUCAUCUUAUUCAUUMUCACUAACAACACCAACGUGGUUUAAACCUAAAUAAAUAAACGUAUUCGGGAUCCAAAAGGUUUGCAAGGAUAGGAAGGAUGGGGACCAUGGGAAAAAGCUACAAUGAUACUAGUAUUUCAGUCAAAAGAUUGCCACUGCACUGAAUGAAAUAACCUUCUCUACGAGUAAUACUAUGAUGUAACAUGUUUAGKCAAAURUUAUGAUUCGAGUUUUUGAGUACUUAAAAUGCACUUCGGUAUUAAUUUAUAUCAUUUUUUGUGACCCGACGUUUUUUCAAUCAGGUAUAUCAGUAUUGAUAUUAGUGAUAUCAUCAUUAGGCUUCUGUAAUAGUAACAAAUCCUGUGAAAUAGACGGUAGACUGACAUUCUCCUUUUCGGAAUGGGAAUGGUUUGAUAAACGCACAGCUUGUACCGGCUACCACACCCUUCCUCAACCUUGUUACCACACCCUUCCUCAACCUCGUUACCAGGAACUGGGGUUAGGUUCGACUUACCCCAAACGAAGGGAUAAAGAUCCUGGAAACAAGGUUGACCCUUCCUAGACUUGGAACAAUUUCGCGAAUUGAAUGAUUGGGACAUUUAUUCCAUUGUUUUAGUUUUGAUUCACUCUUAUUGGUGAUGAACAUCGGCACCAUUUUGUACGACAGAGCAUGAUGGGAAAAGCUGUCCCCAUAGUUUGCAAAGAACUUGAAUCUAAAAA
Messenger RNA from Exaiptasia diaphana, 5172 nucleotides. RefSeq names its product multidrug resistance-associated protein 4. Gene Ontology annotation, cellular component: membrane. Gene Ontology annotation, biological process: transmembrane transport. The transcript is spliced from 8 exons. Gene Ontology annotation, molecular function: ATP binding; ABC-type transporter activity; ATP hydrolysis activity. The record is from RefSeq and is a predicted model, not a curated record. Bases 335 to 4243 code for a protein of 1302 amino acids. Lineage: Eukaryota; Metazoa; Cnidaria; Anthozoa; Actiniaria; Aiptasiidae.